This is a messenger RNA of Polistes canadensis, 1606 nucleotides long. Its product is annotated as histone-lysine N-methyltransferase PRDM9. The coding region runs from base 299 to 1462 and encodes 387 amino acids. The transcript is spliced from 6 exons. The record is from RefSeq and is a predicted model, not a curated record. Gene Ontology annotation, cellular component: nucleus. Lineage: Eukaryota; Metazoa; Arthropoda; Insecta; Hymenoptera; Vespidae.
AUUUGACUCGAUGAACACAGAUCAUUUUAAGAAAUUGCUGAUUAUGUUGAUCCAUCAACGAUCUUGUAUAAAUGUAUAUGUAGAAUAAUCAAAAUACCAGCAUAAGUCUUACGAGUUAUUAUAAUCAAUCCAGUUAAAGUAAAAAGAAUUCAGCUGGUUGGAAGAUAUUAGCUAUUUUUCGUUUUCUACAAAACAGGAAAUCACUCUCUGCGCGUGAAGAACUUCUACGUGAAGUGUUUACCGUAGAAAUUUGAACAGUGGUGAAAUUCUUCAGUCCAUAUUUAGUGGGUUUUCUGUUAUGGAAACUUGCGUACUGAUACCGAAAGAGUUCUCGUUAGUUCUUGCCAGUGAUCAAUCUGCAUGUAAAAAUGUUUAUAAAAAUGAUUCGGACUCGUUUGUCACAAAUCUACGAAUAUCGGUGUGGUCUAAUGUCUUCAUUCCAUUGGGCACACUUAUCUAUCCGUUUCAGGGAUCAAUUAGAUUCGAUAAGAUUGAUCUGUACUCUCUUCUCGAUGACAACGACAUCAGACGCGAGUACGGUUGCUAUGACGAAGUCUUUUCGAACUACAAUCUUAACAAGCGUCAGUGUAACUGGAUAAGGUUUCUUCAUAUCAUUCAAGCAGAUGACGAACAAGUUAAUCUUAUUGGGACGAAGGUAAAGGGUGAGCCGAUCUUUGAAGUUAUCAAAGAUGUUCAGCCAGAUACUGAAUUAGUAGCUUGGUUCCCACCAGUAACAUAUCCAGAUUUUAUUUUUAUUUCUCACGAUAUGUGUAUGAGAUCUGCACUUUACAGAUGUUUGAUCGAUAGUAUCGUAGAUGAAUCACCUUUGGAUCUAUCCAUGGCUUUACUUUCUCAACAUAUAUCACCAUCGAUACAGCACUCUUAUUAUGAACCUGAUGAAUAUGAAUCAACGUCCGAGGAAUCAUCAUCAUCUACACUAUCAUUAGUUGGUGAUCAUCUUGAUUGUAGUAUUUUAACUACUAUAAAGAGAGGUGACAAAGUACUUCUGCCAUGCGAAGUAUGCGGUAAAUCUUUCGAUCGUCCAUCACUCUUAAAAAGGCACACUAGAACGCAUACCGGAGAGAAACCACACGUUUGUAUGGUAUGCAGUAAAGGUUUCUCGACAUCGAGUUCUCUAAAUACACACAAGCGUAUUCAUAGCGGUGAAAAACCUCAUCAAUGUCUCGUAUGUGGCAAAAAAUUUACGGCAUCUUCGAAUCUUUAUUAUCAUAGGAUGACUCACAUCAAGGAGAAACCGCACAAAUGUUUGCAAUGCUCUAAAUCAUUCCCAACGCCUGGAGAUUUGAAGAGUCACAUGUACGUUCAUAACGGAUUAUGGCCAUUUAGGUGUCAAAUUUGUAAUCGUGGAUUUAGUAAACCAACGAAUCUAAAGAAUCAUAUGUUAUUGCAUCUUGGAAGAUGUUCGAAUAAAAAAUUCAUUGAAUCGAUUCCAGACUUGUGACUUUUUAUGACAGUAUAUUAGUCACUAGUCGCAUAGUGAAAAGGUAAUGAAUAUUUUAUUAACGUAGCCUGUACAUUUAUAUUAUUUAUAUUAAUUAUAUUUGAUCUCCGCUGCAUAUGCAUUUCUCAAACAUUAUCAACAAUU